Porites lobata is the source of this 669-nucleotide messenger RNA. The record is from the annotation of a GenBank genome assembly. Lineage: Eukaryota; Metazoa; Cnidaria; Anthozoa; Scleractinia; Poritidae.
AUGUCAGAGGCCCAAAGAAAAGAUUUGUGCAAAGAACUUGAAAAGCACCCGUGUCUGUGGGAAACUUGUGGACCAGAGUAUAAAAACAAGCCACGAAGGUCAAGAACUCUGGAUGAGUUAUGUCAAAAAUUGAACAUUUCACCAAGCUGUCUCAAAAAACAACUACAUAGCCUUAGAACGGCAUUGACAAGGGAAGUAAAGAAAGAAACCACAGAAGGUCAAAAGUUGAGGUGGAAAUUUUACACCGCUUUAUCGUAUAUGAAAGAUGACGUUGUCCGUUCUCUUAAAGCGAAGGAAGAAACUGAGUGGACUGAAGAAGAGACUGAGCAAUUGAUCGAGUUUUACAAGCAAAACGACCAGCUAUGGAAUCAUCACCUUACUUCAUAUAGGGACAGAAACUUGAGAGACUUAAAUUUCAAGAAGCUGUGUGAAAUUCUACCGAACAGAAGCCAGGAUGAUGUUAAAAAACAGUGGAGUUCGUUAAAAACCAUUUUCUACCAGGAAUUAAAAAGAGAAGAAGACACCAAGGUGAGUGGAGCGGGUACCGACACGGCAUACUUUUCCCAAUGGAGAUAUUUCAAAGCAAUGAUGUUCAUAAAAGGGAGCGACGAUGUAGACCCUGCCGUUACUACCCUUGCAACUGCUGAUGAAAAAGAAAACGAGAGAUAA